UGCUGUCCGGACAUUCCCAUACGCUCCCUCACUUCAACUCCAAUUCGCCUUCACUUUGAUCUUUAUCAAACGUACCCUCGACCCUCAUCAUCAUGGCGAAGAAGGCAUUGGCCAAGGAUCAGAUUGUGAAGCUCAUCGUGGGCGCCGGUCAGGCCAGUCCCAGUCCUCCCGUCGGUCCGGCCCUGGGUAGUAAGGGUGUGAAGAGUAUGGAUUUUUGUAAGGAAUUCAACGCCAGAACUGCACACAUCAACACCGGUGUCCCCAUUCCUGCGCGUGUCACUGUCCGCCCCGAUCGUUCCUUCACAUUCGACCUCCGUACUCCCACCACCACCUAUUUGCUGUUGCAAGCGGCCAAUGUGGAACCUCGCAAGAAUCGCAUCCGUGGCGCCCAGAACCCGGGCCAUGAAUUCAUCGGCAAGAUCUCCCUCAAGCAUGUCUACGAAAUCGCCAAGAUCAAGCACUCCGAGACGCGACUGUCUGGAUUGAGCCUACAGGGUUUGUGUAAGAGUGUCAUUGCCCAGGCCAAGUCCGUUGGCAUCCAGGUUGUACCAUGAGGUUAUUGCGGAGCGGGCGAUUGGUGAUGUCGUUGUACACUAUCUUGUGCCCUUACUCCCGUAAGGUUACUCCUCUUCUUGUCUUGGGCUUACGAAAUUGGCGUUAUGUGGAACUGGGUUUGUUACCAUCUGUAUCAUAGGCAUUGCAUGUUGUAUAGAAAGCGUUGGCUGGUGCCUCAAGCGAUC
Molecule: messenger RNA, 740 nt
Organism: Aspergillus costaricaensis CBS 115574
Lineage: Eukaryota; Fungi; Ascomycota; Eurotiomycetes; Eurotiales; Aspergillaceae
Product: mitochondrial 54S ribosomal protein uL11m
Exons: 2
Coding region: 93-554 (153 amino acids)
Biological process (GO): translation
Cellular component (GO): ribosome; mitochondrial large ribosomal subunit
Molecular function (GO): large ribosomal subunit rRNA binding; structural constituent of ribosome
Source: RefSeq, a predicted model, not a curated record